Molecule: messenger RNA, 576 nt
Organism: Acytostelium subglobosum LB1
Lineage: Eukaryota; Evosea; Eumycetozoa; Acytosteliales; Acytosteliaceae
Exons: 3
Biological process (GO): translation; ribosomal small subunit assembly
Cellular component (GO): cytosolic small ribosomal subunit; ribosome
Molecular function (GO): mRNA binding; rRNA binding; structural constituent of ribosome
Source: RefSeq, a predicted model, not a curated record
AUGGCUGAACAAAGAGAAGUCGAGCUGUUCGGAAAAUGGUCAUACAGAGGAGUCAUCUGCGCUGAUAUCUCUCUGCAGGACUACAUGAUGGUCAAGAAGGCCGCCUUCUUGCCACACACCUCUGGACGUUACAACAAGGUCCGCUUCAGAAAGGCUCAGUGCCCAAUCGUUGAGCGUCUUGCUAACUCCAUGAUGAUGUUCGGUCGUAACGCCGGUAAGAAGGUCAUGGCUGUCCGCAUCAUCGAGAAGGCCUUCGAGGUCAUCUUCCUCUUGACCGACAAGAACCCAAUCCAAGUUUUGGUUGAUGCCAUCGCCAACUCUGGUCCACGUGAGGACUCCACCAGAAUCGGUUCUGCUGGUACCGUCAGAAGACAGGCUGUUGAUGUCUCUCCAAUGAGACGUGUCAACAACGCUAUCUACCUGCUCACCCAGGGUGUCCGUUCCUCUGCCUUCAGAAACAUUAAGACCGUCUCUGAGUGUCUCGCUGACGAGCUCAUCAACGCCGCCAAGGGUUCGCCAAACAGCUAUGCCAUCAAGCAGAAGGAUGCUUUGGAGCGUACUGCCAAGUCCCACAGA